AACCUAAAUCGGAUCCACCUGUAUUAGAACUGCCGACCGUAAAAAAAGUGAAAUUACAUCCUCAUUACGAUACCGCGUUGGAGGCUAUCAAGUUGCUUAAAUCAUUGGCAAGAGACCAAAAUAGUUGGGAAUUGUAUUCAGAAAGUAAGGGAGUCAAGGUUUACCUAAAGGAUAUUCCUGGUAAAUCUGUACCAUGUAUGCGUGGAGAUAUUACUAUUUACGGUGAUUUUCUUCCAGAUGAUAUUUGUUCAUAUACCACCUCUUUAGACGCGAGAAAAUUGUGGGAUGAUCGAUACGAAGAGGGUACUACAGUUGAACGAUAUAGCCUUACCGAUGUGAUGACUAGAUCAGCUAUGAAAGGUACCUUCCCCAUCAGUGGUCGUGAUUUUGCGAUGAUCUGUACGAUUGAUCGUGAUCCGGAUGGUACGAUCUGGUGUGUCGCUAAAUCGAUUGUUGAUUCCAAAAUUCCAGAAAACAAAAAAUAUGUUCGGGCAGAGUUAAAUCUCGCUGGAUGGGAAUUACGACCUGUCUAUGAUAGUGCUGGUAACAGAAUCGCAGUUGAUAUUAAAUAUAUUGUUGACAUUGAUAUUAAACUUGACUCAGUUCCAUCGAGAGUCCUGAAGUCAAUUUCAAUGCAGACGCCAAUGUGCGUUGUUAAGAUUGAUGAGUUAUUGAAAAAUAUUGGAUUUCCACCGUAUAUUCGAUAUACAACUGGAGAAAUAAUACACGAGGAGUUUAAUACAGACAACUUUCAGUAUGAUUUAAUAUUGACAAAUAAUGGUGAAGAAAAAGGAAUCACGGAACUUCGAACAUCAAAUAAAAUGUAUUCUAAUGGUUUGAACAUUUCUAUUCGACCGACGGAUGUUAAGGUUGACUUGCAUCCAAAUGAUAGUGGUGUUUUCUGUAUCACCGUUCCGGCCGGUAUUAAUGCAAAAGAGUUAUCUAUAUUAAUAACUAAGAACACAUCUAGAGAGGUUCAAAUUACAUACAAUGGAAGCAAAUUAUUGAGGCCGAUAUAUAAGAACGAAAAUGGAGAUAAUAAGCUUACCACUGCAUCAGUAAGCAAGAUUGAUGUACAAUCAAAAAGAACACGAGAAGUACCUCAAGUGCACCAAGAUCAACAAAUAAGCAAACAGGUUGACAUACAACCAAAUACCUCCAAGAAAAUAUCCCUUUCGACCGAGAUUAAUAAUACCGAAAUUAAUCAUAAUAAGAACGGUGAUAAUGUAGUACCUAAAGAAUCAUCGAAAAUGUACAAACAAAGCAGUGACUUAAUUUUUUGGUCAGAACAAAUCAAAUUUGAUUACAAACAACUUGGUUUAAUGUUUGCUUCUAUGCUAUUAGCGUAUCAAGCUGGUAAACUUAGCGGAUGUUAA
Messenger RNA from Dentiscutata heterogama, 1376 nucleotides. The record is from the annotation of a GenBank genome assembly. NCBI's taxonomy places the organism in Eukaryota, Fungi, Glomeromycota, Glomeromycetes, Diversisporales, Gigasporaceae.